CACGCAUGCGUCGAGCUCUUUUACCGAGACGAUCAGACGAUCCCUCCCUCUCAGUUGAUACAGAGACGUCGCGCGAGCACACCGUGCCGUCAUGUACCGUUUGCCAACUUUUUCGAGUAGUGAUGUGAUACGAUACCGACGUUCAAACGCCGCUUUUCAUUAGAUAUAUUACGUUUUGUAACUUUAUGAUUUUUCUGACUCAAGUUAAUUGUGUGGAUUUAAGUGAAAGAAAUGUUACAGUGACUUAAAAUUAAUUGGAUUUGGAAACAAAAUGAGGUGGUUUAUAGUGACAAUGAGCGUGAUGGUGUGGGAAACAAUUUUAGCCGGUAUUGCACCCCCAGGCUCAUGUCCUGCGGUGUGUGCGUGUAAGUGGAAAGGAGGCAAGCAGACUGUGGAGUGUGUGGACAGAGCUCUUAUCACAGUGCCUGAACCAGUAGACCCAGCCACGCAAGUAUUGGACCUUUCCGGGAAUAAUCUUCAAAUACUUCCUCAGGAAGCUUUUGCCAAAACAGGGCUGCUCAACUUACAGAGAGUUUAUUUACGCAAUUGCAAUAUUGGCCAAAUUCACGAUAGAGCUUUUAAAGGCUUAACAAAUUUAGUUGAAUUAGAUCUAUCUUAUAAUUUACUCACAGAGAUCCCUUCAGAUAGCUUCAAGGAUGCACCUUUCUUACGGGAUCUUACACUAUCUCAAAAUCCGAUAUUAAAAGUCCAUGCAGAUGCUUUGAAUAAUCUUGGAAACGUCGUCAAGCUUGAUCUAUCGAAAUGCGACAUCAGAGAAAUAGCUCCCGACGCGUUUAGGACGUUGCGCUCGCUGGAAUCUUUAAAAUUAAACCAUAACAAGCUACGUGACAUACCAUUGAGUUCACUAGAGAAGAUCGAGAAACUCCGAGCGAUAGACUUAUCGGAUAAUCCAUGGACUUGUGACUGCCGGUUACGAGAUCUUAAAUUAUGGUUAGCAAAACAUAAAUUGCUUUCAACGCCCAGCUGUUAUGCGCCGACACGUUUAGCUAACCGACCAUUUUCAGAGCUACCUAUUGAAGAGUUUGCAUGUAAACCAGAAAUAUUACCAGCUAGUCGACAUAUCGAGGCGGCAGUAGGUUCCAAUGCUACCAUUACUUGUCGAACAGAAGCCGUGCCGAGUGCUAAUAUUAAUUGGUACUGGAACGGCAGAUUACUUCAAAAUGGAAGCAACUUCAAUUCACAUCAGAGAAUAUAUAUUUUUGAAGAAGGGGAGUCGAAAAAGAAGUCUUCCCUAGUAUUGACAAAUACGCAGGAAUCAGAUUCCAGCGAGUUUUAUUGCGUAGCGGAGAAUAAAGGCGGGAAUGCCGAAGCAAAUUUCACAGUACAUGUCACACAACUAGCAGCCGGCAUGGCUUCCUUGGGGAGCGCACAGAUAGCCAGUUUAGGAGCUGCAUUGUUCCUGGUCGUCGUCGUUAUUUCUUUAGCUCUGCUGAUUACUUUCGUCCGGUUUCGUCCAACUCCGGCUUGCGAAAGUAAAACACCAAAUACAAUAGACCGAGUGGUGUCUGGAAAUGAAGUACAUCCGACGUCAACCGAUAGACCUCAUGUUGCUGUUUUAGCUAACCGGCAAGACUCACCGAAUUACAAUGACCCAAAAUGUAAUCCGGUUUUGAAACCUCCCAGAGCAAAUGACAUACCUUACACUACGAAUCAUUAUGAGGGAAGAGGCAGUGUCGUCACUGCUGGUGGCCCAGUUGUCGUAUCUCCUACAGUAUCAGGAAAUAUUGAUCCUGACCUUAUAAAUGAUACAAGGCCAGAAAGUGCUGCUAGGCCAGGAAGCGGAGAGUAUGCACGUGAGACCUCAGAGUCAUUAUACCCAUCUGGUCUUUGGGAUCAGAUGAAAAUGAGUCAAGCUAACAAUUUAGCUCGUGCGGUUAGUACGGCAAUUCCUACGUACUACAACGACAGAACACCUAUUAUAGAGAACUGCAGCGUGGACGGUUCGCAGGAGGAAUUAGGCUACAUGAGCCGGACUUUCCCACGAUCCCAUGCGAUGACGGCGCCCAGCCCGGCGCCCCCGAGCGACGCUCCGUACCCGCCUGACUACGGGCUGCCGGUGAACGGCGCGCGCACUCUCCGCGUGUGGCAGCGGGCGCCCCCGGUGCUGCCGCCCGUGGCCGCGCUCAAGCGCGUCCUCACGAUCACGAGGCCCUCGGCCGAUGAUCACUUUCAGGAUGGCUGUGCUACUGAUGUUUAAUCUGAUAAAAGAAAGCAGUAAUGUUUGCAUAUCUAGAUGACAUGUCAGAAAUUGUAAAUUUGUAUCCUAAGCUAGAAAUCAUCUUAUACGUAAGGUAUGUGUAAUUUAUAAACAGGUUGUUAGUGUAAUAUUUUUUGUAUCAUAUAAUUUAUUUAGAUAAUUAAAGGAAAGUUACAUUGGAUCCAAAUGCGAAGGGUCCGCGACUGAUUAGUUGAAGAAUGUAAGUGUAAAUUAUUACGUAAUAUGGAAUGGUAUCUUCUAUGAUCGCCAAAUAAAUAAAAUACUGAAUAUAAAUAUAUCUUGAUUGUUGAAACUCAAAUAAGAUGUUACAUGAAUAUUAUAAUAAUGUACAGUGUAAGACAUACAUAUCUACACGAAAUACCCAAAGAUAUCAAACUCCCCCUGAAAGUAAUAUUCUCUAUAUUACUUAUUAUUAUUGUAAUUCACGCUGAAUGUUAAUCAAUGUACGAUAAUGAAUGUGUAAAUUUUAUGUUGAAAAGGAAUAAGAGUUUUAGCAGUAAAAUGAAAGAAAUAAAUCUGGCGAUUGUAAAAUGUA
Molecule: messenger RNA, 2774 nt
Organism: Spodoptera litura
Lineage: Eukaryota; Metazoa; Arthropoda; Insecta; Lepidoptera; Noctuidae
Gene: Noki
Product: Noki protein
Molecular function (GO): protein binding
Source: RefSeq, a predicted model, not a curated record